This is a messenger RNA of Lactuca virosa, 207 nucleotides long. The record is from the annotation of a GenBank genome assembly. NCBI's taxonomy places the organism in Eukaryota, Viridiplantae, Streptophyta, Magnoliopsida, Asterales, Asteraceae.
AUGCAAACACAAGAGUUAGUGAAUAUGCAAGGGGGUGGGGAAGAUGAUGUGAUGGGUGAUGCAGUUGAGCCACAAGCUGAGGAAGUAGUAAUGAUUAAUGAAGUUGAGGAAGUGGGGAGGGUUAAUGAAUCUGAGGAAGCGGUGAGGGUUGAUGAAGGUGAGGAACUGGGGUUGAAGGUGAAGGUAGCAGUGUUGGAUCGCCAAUAG